AUGUCUUAUCUUCAUAUAAUGGUAAGUACGAGCGAAGUUUAAGGCGGUAUCAUGCUCACGCAUGUUUAAGCUUAAUUCAUUUUAUAGAUCGAUAAUGUACCCUUGAAAAAACUUGCAAGAAGCUUAAGCUUGCAUCACAUAGUUGCCCAGAAAGUUAAUUUCUCGGUUUUAUACGUUCCCUUGACCUGAAAGCGCCUUAAACAGAGGUGUUUUACUUAAGUUAUUUUAAUCUCCUCUUUUGGAAAAUGAAGCUUAUAACUGUACAUGAAAUAUGCAUUAUCAUGAAAAAAUCGUCCUUCACAAUCUUCCAACCCUUCGCGUUUGCAGAUGAAUCAUUUACUAUCAAAUUCAGAUCUUCAUGCGGAUUUCAUUUAUAUUAAUUUAGAGGAAAACUGCACUGUUUCCGUAUCAUAAUCGAAGGUCAAGUCAACUGAUAUCGGUGGUGUAUAGUACUAAUUUGCUGAGUUUGCUUUAGUUCGUACAGUUUGCUUUCGUUACUUGAAGGAGACCGUAUAGCCUUAUAGAGGAAAAACUGAACUCAAUACAUGGGCAAAAUGAGGAGUUUAUGCAAUAACAUGACGAAUGUAGACGCCUAAUGUAGAAUGUAGAACAAGAAAAAAAACAUGAAUCUGUUUUAGUUAUUUUCUGUAUUAUUCUCGCUUGAGGCUAUGGUAAAUUGCCUAAAAUAAAAUUAACCCAUUCGCCCCUGAACCACCCGUAACCGCCCGUGCGGAUCCACGUCCUUUCUACCCUUUGUGACAUCAUCAGUUUUAACGAUCAAGGACAACUUUGUCCGCUAACUUGUGCAGAGUGAAGAGAUCUUUCAAACCAUACCAGAAUGAGCACAAUUCAGUAAAGGACACCGGAGAAAGAGGCAAAAAACCAUGUAACGUUGACCUGAAAAUCUCCAUGAAAAUCUUGUUCCAUUGCUCACCUACCCUUCCUUUCACCUAAUCCUAAGAUCCUAAAAGCUUUCCUAAAAACUAUUCCCACCAAAAUGAAGCCUACUAAAUGCCCAGCAAGAGAAAAAAAAAAUGAGGCAAGAAAAGCGAAAAAAGAGGGGAGGAGAGAAAGCAAAAAGUAAAAGUCAAGACUGCUUGUCGUGUCACUUUUAAACCCAAAAACUAUCUCGCAAUUUUGCUCUCUGCGCAUGCCCGAACUUUGCAAGCUGAUAUUUUGCAUCUGAAUCAGAGGGCUGUGAAGUGUAUGACCUGUAAACCGGUUUGUGGUAAGUUUUAGCUCUUUAUAGCAGGACAGUGACUAGAAAACCACUCGAGUAUCUUCAAAACGCGUUUUUCGACACAAUCUCCAGGAGCGAAUGGGUUAAAAAAAAUACAAAAAAAUGUCCUUACUGCGAAAUUUAUAGUUUGUGGCUAAAAGAUGUUCUCAGAAAUGACCAGUAUUUGCACUUCAUUCGUUCUUUGUUGUCGAACAUAUGACAUUAUUUUUUUGUCGUUUUCAACUUGUCAUUUUGCUCGCACACGUACUCGUUUUUCUCCUGACCCCGGUCGUUCAAACGUUGGAUAGCGCUAUCCAUCGGAUAAAUCACUAUCCAGUGGAUAGGUAUUAAGGAAACCAAUAAUUGGUUUCCUUAAUUAUUGCGUUAUCCACUGGACAGAUUUUUAUCUGGUGGAUAGCGCUAUCCAACGUUUGAACAACCAGGACCAGAGCUUUAGAGUGACAGUCCCCCAAAAGUAAUGAAAUUUGUACAUUUUCAGUCAUUACUGAUGUUUAUCUCCUCAGGUAAAGCUAAUAUUUAUUUCCUUUACGAAAGGUUACUAGGUUAUAAUUGGCUAGAUUUUUUACUCUAAUUUUGAUGUUAUGGCUUUGCCCAAGACAACAGACAAAAGAUAAUAUUUUAUUUGGGGUCUUAUACCAGCUGGUACUUCAACGGUUUUCCAAACAAUCUUCUAUCAUAAUGUUAGGCCACCUAUUACACUAUACAUAUCAAGGUAUUAUAAAUAGCUCCGAAUACAACCAAUCCACACCCCCACCCCCAGCCUUGCUACCUCACCAGGCCACCCCUAUUUUAGACUUCAUCUUGCUGUUGGGUUAAGUACAAAGAGUUGACCUGAACACAUGUACUGUAAUACUGGUCCAUUUGUGGACUCAGCAGAAACUGAUCCAAAACUUUCUGAUGACAUUUAUGCUCUCCAAUCCCUUUUUGCUGAUUAAAACAGUUGCAAGUUCCUUGCCCAAAAUUCCAGUUAUAUAUAUGAUAAAGUUUAUUUAGUCAUUUGAAAAUCCAUCCACAGGGAUUUGAAGAAUAUGAACCUGACUCUGCUCAUCACAGGUUUCGGAGAAAUGUUUAUGCCAUGUCUGGUAGGUUUCGCCCAUGUCAGUUGUUUGUGUAUGGCAUAUUUCAAAUCUUAGCUUAUCUGACUCUCAGUUCAGCCACACCACAUCCAUUUCUGUUGGAAAUUGUCCACACAUAGUAUGAACUAAGCAAAGAAAUAAGACUUUCCCUGGAAUUUUCUGGUCAACUUAUACCUGUUUAUGGGGGUUUUCUUGUCUGGCCUGUUCUACUUUUUUCCCUCUACACAUAGUUUAAAGUAAAGAACAGAAAUCCCAAAACAAACUGGCUCUCUUUUUCCUAAGCUCUUUGUUAGCUCUAUCUCAGCUCUCUAAUAAAUAAUUUAUUAAUUUGCUAUAGUGCCUUUUUAACGUAAAAGUGAUCAAAAGCACUUUGCUUUGUCUAUGUAUUAGUUAAAACUAGAUCUAUGAUAGAUAUAACCAAUUAAAAGGGUAAAAAUACAAAUCAUAAAAAACAACAUAAAUUAAAUGAAAAAGUUAAAAAAAAUAUUUUAAAACUAUGUAAAAGCUAAUCUGAAAAAAGUCUUGACAAGUCUCUUUAAAAGCGGCUAAUGAUUGGAUAUCACGGAUAUGCGCCGGAAGGCUGUUCCAGAAUUUAGGGGUUAGAAAACGAUCUAGUGCCUAAAGUUGCUAGCAUGCAACCCUUAGGAAACAGCUCUCCUGGCUUUAUGAAUGGAUAAAAAAUCUAUGAACACAUUACAGUGUGGACACUCGAACUGGGACACCUGGAAAAAGAUUGUCUAAAUCAAGAUGUUUUCUGAAAACAAAGGAUUCUCAAUAUAUGUACGUUUUUUGCAAAACUUAAAAGCAUUUGAACUUACUUGACUUACUCUGAAAACAUGUCUCAAAUUUAUGAAAUUUUAUUGGCUCAUUUCCAAACAAACUUGGGAAUCAUUUGUUUUCACAAAACAUUGUGAUUGGACAAUCUUCCAUGUAUCCUGGCUUGACUGUCUGCGCUGUAAUAUUACAAAUGAAAGUUCUGCCAGCUUAGUUUUCUUGAUUGUCAAGAAAACUAAGCUGGCAGAACUUUCAUGAUAUUACUUCUAUGAAUACUCAGAUUCAAAUAGCUUAUUGGCAACUACCAAAAAAGGAUACAACUUUGAAAAUAUAAUGAAUUCAUUAUUAGAAUCCAUGUGGUUACUCUUAACCUGGUUUUACUAUAAAGAGCAAAAAAUAAUGACAGUAGAGAAAUAUGUUUUUUCUGAUGUUUUUUUCAUGUUUCUUCUUCACAGAUAAACCUCAACCUUCAUCAGAGUACCCUGUUGUGCUGUUCUCUGGCACAGAUUAUGACAGCAUCUCAAGUAAUGGUUAUUACACACGACUGAAAGAGGAUGAGUACAUUGUGUGGGGAAGAACUGUGGCUGAUGCGAAACGGGACUUUCGUUAUCGAUCAUUGAUAGUUAUGCCUGGAAGGCAGCUUAGGUUUAAAGGUACAGUACAUUGCAGUAGCGCCUUAGUGCAGGCACCUUUUUAGUUCACAACACGAUCUUCUCCAACAAGUGUUUAUAGAGGAGGAUUGGUUUGAUGUCAAACUGAAAGAAUAUCUUCAAAGAGGCAGCGUACAUACAAGUCAUGAAAGACCAGUAAAGUGAUGAAAUUUAAGAAUUGUUUCAUUUUCCAGGCCUGUAAAUUCAUGGAAUUUUACUUCAAUCCUGGACAGUCAUGGAAAAUUAAAGUUAUGUUUGAAGGAUUACAGUAGUUACUGCAGAUGUCAAACUAAGGACAACAAUAGAUAGACAAAAGUAAUAAUAUUAAUAACAAAGCAGGAAUAGUAUGCAUUUUAGUGGACACCAGAAUUAGUGUCUGUUGAACUGGGUCAGGUGAAAAAUACCUUUAAACAAGGAGAAAGUUUUUUACAUGCUUAACAUAGAAGGUCAUAGAAAACUUGGAAAUUCAUAGGAUAUGAAGUGCUUAAAAGAGUAUGAACCCUUAAGAAUGGUGACAUUAUGGUGGAUUCCAGGGAAGGCCAAACUAUUCAUGAGCACCAUUCACCAUUGAACUUCAUACAAAUGUCAAUUGAAUAUUCAGCCAUGUUAGGCUAUCACAUAUGAAAAAUUAAAUAGGAAGCUCAUCAGCAAUAAUAUUUAUUUUUUAUUACCAUUUUGAAGUUUCUUCAAGACAUCCAAUUAUAUGGAUGAAAAAACUUCUUAGUUGUGGGCAAAAUUUAUGAAUCAAGCAAACAUGAAACAAGUAUUCUAAGACAUUUGUGUAUGUUAGCUUUCAUUUGUCAAGUUAACUGAAAAUAAUUAAAACAACAUUUAAAGGCAACUUGAAAGUUGGUUCAAGCAUUGAGUCGACCGAUCUUGUCAUGGUAUGAUGGCAAUAAAACAUUAAACCAAAUGUCUGUGAGAUUUCCCUCCUAGCAGAGGUCUCUCACAGCAACCGAGAAGAAGGAGAGGAAAGAGAUAGACCUCUGCGCAGGCCUCCAAUGCAUUUUCUAUCACUGAUGCACUAGUGUUUUCAAAACCAGUACUGAAGUUUUGGCCACAAAUGUGGUCAAUUUGGCAGCUACAUGAAUGGUCGCGUCAGUGGCUAGUAGUGGUCUUUCUUUUCUGUCAUUUUUUUCUUGCUGUGAGAGACCUCUGCUAGCAGGGAACUGUUACAUCUGAUGCAGGGCUAAGAUUUCAAGUUGCCAGGUACACAUCAGGAAGGGGUAAAUCUCCCAUCAGCUAGGGAUUUCCUUAGGUUCUUUUUUCUACUUUUUUCAUGAAAGUAGCCAGGAGUUACCUUCAUAAUCACCGGAGGAAAUCUCUGGCACCAGUCCCUUAAUGACAGCCUUGUGAUGCUAGAAAAAAUGGUUUAAAAAGGAGUCAAAUCAAUUAAUAAUUAUUAUGUCCUUAAAUUAUUAUUUCUUACUUUUAUUACACAUGUAGGUGCCUUUACAAGUGGAAACAAAUUUUUGUCCUCCAUUAACAACAUUACUAACAUUAGCAAUGUUCACUUGUGGAUGUUUGAUAACCAAGAUGUUGGUGGAUCCUCAGGGAUCUGGUAUACACAGUGGCUUCACUGGGAGAUGGGGUUUGCCGUUAAGGUGGAGCCAUGCUCAAAUUGUUCAGCCCCAGACUGUGGGGGAAGAACUUGUUAUUUUGGCACUUGUGGUGCUGAUAGAAACUGCCAAUGCAUAAGGGGAUACUCAGGAACCAACUGUACAAACAGUAAGUUCACUAAAUUGAUAUAAUAUGUUGUUACAGGGUUCAUACAGGUCAUGGAAAACCUGGAAAGUCAUUAAAUUUAACAUUUUUAAUUGUCGUUCCUGGAAAGUUUUGAAAAAUUUUAGUUAUGAUAAUGUUACUUUGGUAGAUUAAUGAUGCUAAAGCAACGGCAAUGUGAGAUACGACAAGUACAUGUCAUUAAACAAUGUGAACGGCGCACAAUUUGGUGGACAUAAGAGUUUUUGUUGAACUGAGUUAGGUCUCACUUUUGAAAAUUUUUGAAAGUGAGAGCUUAUAAUAAUAAAUUUAUUAAUAAAUUUAUUAAAGUUGAGGUCAUGGAAAAGUUGUUGACAAAUGUCAUGGAAAAGUCAUGGUAAUUCAUGGAAUUUGAAGAGUUAAAAAAAUAAACCCUGCGUUAGGUUUUGUGCAUUUCCAUGCCCUUACUGCUAUUUAGUUAUUGUCCAUCAUAAUUAUUGUUUUCACUGGCAUAAUCGCCCAAGAACAGUCACUUUGCAAAAAUGAUGAUGGUAGUAUCAUCUUAACCUUGGACAGUGUUUACAGAGGUACAAUAAAUCUGCUUAAUACUGUAGCCUCCCACAUACAGUACAGGCUUCCCUGUGGUGCAGACGGACGGGUGUACAGUGAUUGUGGGUGUAUGUGAUUACCAAAAUUUCUUGUAUUGAUAGAUUACUUAUGAAAUUUUCUUAGGCAUGGGGCUCUGUUUGUUCAUGCAAAGCGCAUGCUACCGCACACCUUGCUACCUAAUGAUAAAUCAUCAUUACAAAGAUUUUCAAUGCAUAAAUAAUAUUUUAAGGACUCCAGUUGACUGUGUGUAAAGAUACCGGUAGCUUUAUUUAGUAUAUCGUAAAUGCAGACGAAAUUACAACAUGGUCAAUAGUGCAAAAAGUACUUGGUUUUCAAUAAAAAAGAACCAAGAUGUUGUUUUCCUUCUGUAUAAAGUAAGUUUUAACAAAAUCUUAAGAUACUUACCUCAUCUAAUAAUUAUUGCAUUAAUAUAUCUUUGACUGACUUUUUUUAACAGGACCAUCAGACUUCAGUAUGUACCCAUCAAUUCAAUACCCACUUAUCCUGUUUCCAAAUGCAUACUAUGCAGGAACUCCAAAGAAAGUUGCACCAGACACAUUCGAAGUUUUUGCUCAAAACAGCCAAAGCCAGCUUGUGUAUUCAUACAAAUCCAUGCGUGUUCUGUUUAGAAGGAAGGUCACCUUCUCACGUGUUGACCACAACCAGAAUUACGAGAUUCCCAUUGGUGGAGACAUAGAAGAUAUUUCCUCCUUCAUGACCAUGAAUGAAGAAAUUGGAGAUGAUUUGUGGAUAAACUUUUCACCUGCAAUUGACCUUAGCUUUGCUGUAAAAGUGGAAGACAUUCCUGCCUGUACUAACUGUAAUGAAACUGGGGGUUCUUGUUUUACUGGCAGUUGUGUUUGUCUUCCUGGCUAUACUGGAGUCAACUGCGAUAGCUAUAUCUGAUCAUAAGUGCCUUACAGGAGUGCACGAUCAGAAUGUCACAUGUAAUUAUUAAUUAAACUGCUUAAUCAAAUACCAUAAAUUGGACAACAGUCAUGUUGUUUUCAGAUUUACAGUAGAGGAACUUUCCACAACGUUGUUGUUUUUAGUUUUACCAAAAUUUGACUAAAAUUCUCAUUUUCUCUUCAUUCUCUACAUUUUUGUACAUUAUUUUUUAUUUCCAAGUUUCCUUUUGCCAGGUUUUUAUAGCAUUGUUUUUUAAGGUUCUUUUCUUAUCACAAAAGUAAAAAUAAAAGAAAAGAAGCAUCACUUUCAAAUUGUAGACACAGAGUUUUUUUAGCUUGCUUGGAUAAUUUUUAUUUUUGUAUUCUAAAUAUUAUGGGUGAACAGAAUGCAAUAAUUGAAGUAGCUUAAUGUGGCAUUUUUUUUAGUAGACAGUCGUGAAGCAAAGGUUAAUAACCUAUACUGCAGUUUCAGACACCUCUUAAUAUCGGUUUUGUACAGCAUUCAACUCAUGCAUGUAAAAAUAUUUAUUUAUGGUGUAUACUUUAUAAAUGCACAUGGUUGUAAAUACACAUUUUUGUACGUCAUGUUUUACUGUCUAGUGGAAAAGAAAAAGUUUCUUUGUACCAUUUUAAUAAAAUUAAUGUUUUCAGUU
This is a messenger RNA of Porites evermanni, 7611 nucleotides long. NCBI's taxonomy places the organism in Eukaryota, Metazoa, Cnidaria, Anthozoa, Scleractinia, Poritidae. The record is from the annotation of a GenBank genome assembly.